This is a messenger RNA of Scatophagus argus, 2122 nucleotides long. Its product is annotated as CD209 antigen-like protein E. The record is from RefSeq and is a predicted model, not a curated record. Bases 896 to 1630 code for a protein of 244 amino acids. The transcript is spliced from 6 exons. Lineage: Eukaryota; Metazoa; Chordata; Actinopteri; Scatophagidae.
UAAUGAUAAUAUUGGAGUUUUUAUUCCUUUUUCCUUUUCAUUUUUACCGAAAAUUAAAGAUGAACAUUUUGAGGAAGUGCACCUAUUGUAUUAAAGUGAUCCAGGUGGCCUUUGAUUACAAAUACAGCAGCAACAAGAACUCACACAAAAGCAACAGCAUCUCACAUGAUGUGAGAACACACACAGUACAUUUGUAGUAUCUGCAAAAUGCAUUGAAUUUGCAUUAAAACAUCAUGUUUUGAGAUGUUUGAGAGAAAAAAGAAUAUUCAUGUAGCUGCUGCAGUUUAUUUUCAUUACACUCUUUUAAUAUCAAUGUACAUGAGCUGCAGACAGCUAAAACAGACAAAGCAGAUAAAGAGGACACUAUCUCAUUGUGGAAGAAUCUGUGUUCUAGGCCCACAAAUGGCCAGUAAGUGGCGCUAUACUCUCACUGAAGAACUGCAGGGUUCUUCUUCUUUGCUGAUAUUUUUGCAUCAUGUACUGUGACAGAGAUGAUUUAGCAUUAACAAAAAGCUGAGACUAUGAACUGAUGCUCCGUUCACUUUUAUUCCUUUUAUUUAUUUCAUCAGUAUUUAUUAAUUUCAAUAUUUUGUGUUUUACAUUUUGCCCAUUUGGUUCUCUUGUUUUUAACCUUUGAAGUAUCUGGUUUGGCUGUCUGUUUGAACCCCAAAAUACUCCUAUUUUACUCCAGAACUACACAGAAAGUGAUGAAACAUCCUGUUAGUUGACUGGAUGGUUCAGCUACAGCACACAAGCCAAGUAAAGAGGAAGGUGUGACAGAAGUGAGCAGAAACUUUGUGGCAGCAUACAGGGAAGUGUGAUACUGAUCAGAUGAUCAAAACUCAACUGGUUAUUUGGGUUUAAACCACUUAAAUAAUACUAUUCAAAAAGAGAAAUGGAAAUGUAUGACUACAUUUAUGAUGAUUCUGGUGAACACAUGCAAAUGGAAGAAAUAGCCUUUGACACAGCUGGAGGGAGUGACGAUAAGAAGGAGAUGACGGUGGUUAUUUAUGAAAGCUCAGACAUCGCCGGAGGUAACAAAGCUGUAACAUGCAGCGCAGUACAUCAGCAGCCAAGCAGGACUUUUGUCAGGGCUAAGACUGUGUGCAUGGUACUGCUCUGUCUUCUCCUCCUGGCUGGCAUCAUAGGCAUUGGACUCAAUUGCAUAAUCAAACUGGGGACCCUCAGUGAGAGCAGGACUCAAGAGAGAAAACAGACUUUGGUCGAACUCAAUAAUUUCUGUAAGGAUGGAUGCACGUCACUCAACAACAGCUUUUACUACAUUUCUUCCAAAUCAAAGAGCUGGGACGAUAGUAGACAGGACUGCAAAGACCGAGGGGCAGAUCUGGUCGUUGUAAAUAACAAGGAAGAGCAGUUAUUCAUCAAUUCCUUAAAGCGCACAUUCUGGAUUGGUCUGACUGACAGAGAAGAAGAGGGAACAUGGAAAUGGGUAGAUGGCUCACUUCUGAACAGCACAGGGUUUUGGAGACAAGGGGAGCCCAGUGGGAUGUCUGGACGUACGAAGGAGGACUGUGUCAACACCUUUUGGUACACAGAGGAGAGGAGUUGGAGUGAUAACACAUGCACCAGAGCCCAUCUUUGGAUCUGCGAAAAACUGACUGACUUCUGACAUCAUUUUUUAUCCUAAAUAAAACAUACAGAGUGAUGAGUAUCAUCAACAGAGACUGUGGCAUCAUCUCUUGUUUAUAAAGCUUGCUUUGGUUUAAAAAAAAAAAACUUGCAGCACAAGAAAGACAGUUGGGAACAUGCUUGAUCAGAUUUAUCAAUAAUCAAAUGCAUUUGAAAAUAUAAUGGAUGUAAUUCUUUAUUGUCAUUUUAGAACAAAAUAAAAAACGCUAACUCAGAUGUUUAUAUUGAGUUAUGUGAUUUUAAUAUAAAGAUAAAAUUAAAUUAAAAAAAAAAUGUGUUAUGUGUACAACUGAAUGGAAUAUGUCAGUCACCCAUCAAAACCAAUCACAUGGAAAGCAGGCUAUGAACUUAUACAUUACAUAACCUGAACAUAAAUUUGUAUUUUCAUGCUUGAAUAUAAAAGGAUACAUUCAUUUGAUUGAGUGCUUUGAAUUAAAUGUUUGGACUUGGAGGUGGGGACAGCGGCUGAUUU